Molecule: messenger RNA, 3182 nt
Organism: Anopheles arabiensis
Lineage: Eukaryota; Metazoa; Arthropoda; Insecta; Diptera; Culicidae
Gene: Nadsyn
Product: glutamine-dependent NAD(+) synthetase
Exons: 4
Coding region: 617-3079 (820 amino acids)
Biological process (GO): NAD+ biosynthetic process
Cellular component (GO): cytoplasm
Molecular function (GO): ATP binding; NAD+ synthase (glutamine-hydrolyzing) activity; glutaminase activity
Source: RefSeq, a predicted model, not a curated record
UGUACAUGUGUGUGUGUGCUUUUUUGUUGUUGUGGCCGCGCUUGCUCGGUUUCCGCUGUUGUUGUUCUUGUUGCUGCCCGUACCGCCCGCCCGCAAAUCGUAAUCCGCUUUGGCCUCGCUCUCGGCGGCGAAGGGAGAAGCGCCCCAGCCAGCAAUUACAACCCCUCCUCCAUCCGAAAACAGUUGUAAAAACCAGUUUUGUUUGUCCAGAAAGUGUAGUGUAUUGUUUUUUGCCAGCGGUUUCUUCUUUUUGGUUCAUUCCCAUUUUCUUGCUCCUCCAAUGUAUGAUGCUUGAUGUAACCGAACGGUAAGGCACACGGUCGUGUUGUUCCGUUGUGUUGCGCGCGUAGCAAGUCUCUCUCUGUGUGUGUGUGUGUGUGUGUGUGUGCGUUUGCGUGUGUGUGUGUGUGCUUUCGGUAGGAAAACGAAAGAAAAUCCGGAGCCUCCCGCUCCACCACGGGUUGCCACAAUCAAUCGUCCUCAAGCCGCUCCUGUUGCUCGUCCGGACCGUCACCUGCCCCAUCCGCCUGCCAGCGGCCUAUCCUGACGUGUGGGUUUUGGACGCUUCGGCAGCAGGCCUAGGGAUAAGUGACACUCCAAGAAGGCACGCCGCACGAUGGGACACACGGUGCAGGUGGCAGUGGCCACCCUCAACCAGUGGGCGAUGGACUUUGAGGGGAACGUCGAGCGCAUCCUGCUAUCGAUCAGGCUGGCCGCCGCAAAUGGCGCCACCUACCGUACGGGGCCGGAACUGGAGGUUAGUGGGUACAGCUGCGAGGACCACUUCCACGAGCCGGACACGUACAUGCACUGCUGGGAGGCGCUGGUCGAGAUCAUACAGUCGCCCUGCUGCCCGCCCGGUAUGCUGAUCGACGUGGGCAUGCCGGUGCAGCACCGCAACGUGGCGUACAACUGUCGCGUCGCGUUCCACAACGGGCGCGUCGUGCUGAUCCGGCCGAAGAUGACGAUGUGCGACGAUGGCAACUAUCGCGAGACGCGCUGGUUCUCGCCGUGGACGAAGGAGCGCCAGACGGAGGAGUACCAGCUGCCGCGGUUCGCCGCGCAGGCGCUGGGACAGGAGACGGUACCGAUCGGCGAUGCGGUGAUCGCAACGCUCGACACCUGCCUCGGGUACGAGAUCUGCGAGGAGCUGUGGAACCCGCGCAGCAAGCACAUCGACAUGUCGCUCGCCGGCGUCGAGAUCAUCGUGAACGGCUCGGGCAGCUACAUGCAGCUGAGGAAGGCGCACAUCACGGCGGAUCUGAUACGGAACGCGAGCUACAAGGCGGGCGGCGCCUACCUGUUCAGCAACAUGCGCGGCUGCGACGGGCAGCGGGUGUACUUUAACGGCUGCUCGGCGAUAGCGCUGAACGGGUCGAUCAUUGCCCGCGGCCGGCAGUUCGCGCUGAGCGAGGUGGAGGUGACGGUGGGCUCGUUCGAUCUGCACGACAUCCGGGCGUACCGGGGGGCGCUGCGCUCCCGCAGCUCGGUCGCCGCCUCGGCCCCGGCCUACCCGCGCAUCCAGCUGCAGCUCGAGCUGGCCGCGUCGGACCGGGACCAUCCGGGGACGCCGGCGAGCAGCCCGCUCGGCGAGUGGGUGUACCACCGGCCGGAGGAGGAGAUCGCGCUCGGGCCGGCCUGCUGGCUGUGGGACUAUCUGCGCCGGUCGGGGCAGGGCGGCUUCUUCCUGCCGCUCAGCGGCGGCGUCGACUCGAGCAGCACCGCCAUCAUCGUGCACUCGAUGUGCCGGCUGGUGGUGGAAGCGAUCGGGCAGGGCGACCGGCAGGUGCGGGACGACUGCCGCAAGAUACUGGCCGAUCCGGAGUACGUGCCGGCGAGCGCGGCCGAGCUGUGCGGCCGGCUGCUCUUCACCUGCUACAUGGGCACGGAGAACUCGAGCCGCGAGACGCGCCAGCGGGCGGCCGCGCUGGCGGCGCAGAUCGGCAGCUCCCACCAGGACAUUGGCAUCGACGGGGCGGUGAGCGCGCUGCUCGGCAUCUUCCAGCUGGCGACGGGCAUGCGGCCCCGCUUCCGGGCGGCCGGCGGCUGCCCCCGCCAGAACCUGGCCCUGCAGAACAUCCAGGCCCGGACGCGCAUGGUGCUGGCGUACCUGUUCGCGCAGCUGAUGCUGUGGGUGAGACAGCGGCCGGGCGGUCUGCUCGUGCUCGGGUCGGCCAACGUGGACGAGGCGCUGCGGGGGUACAUGACCAAGUACGACUGCUCGUCGGCGGACGUCAACCCGAUCGGCGGCAUCUCCAAGAUGGAUCUGCGCCGCUUCCUCGCCUACGCGCAGGUCGAGUUCGGGCUGCCGAUCGUGGCGGAGAUAGUGGCGGCCCCGCCGACCGCCGAGCUGGAGCCGCUCGUCGACGGUGCGAUCGCCCAGACGGACGAGGAGGACAUGGGGCUCACCUACCAGGAGCUGAGCGAGUUCGGUCGGCUGCGCAAGCAGGCGUUCUGCGGCCCGUUCAGCAUGUUCUGCAAGCUGGCGGCGGCGGCCGUUGCCGACGGCAACCGUAACCCGAGGGAGGUGGCCGACCGGGUGAAGCACUUCUUCCGCUGCUACGCGAUCAACCGGCACAAGAUGACGGUGCUGACGCCCUCGUACCACGCGGAGUCGUACAGCCCGGACGACAACCGGUUCGAUCACCGGCCGUUCCUGUACCGGGCGAACUGGACCUGGCAGUUCCGGGCGAUCGAUGCCGAGCUGGAGCUGCUCGCCAAGCAUCAGGCCCGGCAGGAGGAGGAGCGGGCGAAGGAGGGCGCAUCAGCGGUCGGAGGUGUGGCGCCCAACGGGGCCGGCAGCAGCAGCGAGCCAGCGUUCUUCUCCGCCGGUGGCAAUGGGGGGAAUGGGGGCGGUAGCCACAUGACCACGGCGACGAGCGCGUACCAGCUCGUGCGGCAAUCCAGUGGCCUCUAUCUGACCGGUGUUGGUGGUGGUGGUGGGGUCGGCACGGGCGGUGCCGACGGUCCCGGCCAGCUCACCGUCGGUCUGACCAAGUCGCACAGCAGCGGCGGCUACAGCCGGAUGCAUUCCAGCGUGCUGGGCAAGAUCAAGGACCGUACCGGUGUGCCUGUGUAAAAGGGAAGGGAGAAGGAGGAAAUGCUGCUACACCCACGCGAAAUCACAUCCAACAGACAAACAAACGAACGAACAUAAACACGACGCCCCCUUCCAUCUCUUA